GUUGCAUUUUCAUUUUUCCAAACCUUAGAAAAUACAAAAUUCUCUUUUUCACUCUCUCACUCUUUUCUUCAGCUUCUUCUUCCUCCAAUGGCUUCAAUCGUCGUUUCAGACGAUAACCCUAAUCAACAACAACAAUCCCUAAUCCCAGUAUUAACUGUUUUCAAGAACAAUUCAAUCCUCAAGAACAUCAUCAUCCUCAACAAUAACAACAACAAUAACAAAUACAACGAUGAUCAAAUCCUCCUCGUUGGUCGACACCCAAAUUGUAACAUUGUCCUCUUUCACCCUAGCAUCAGCCGUUUCCAUCUUCAGAUUCGAUUCAAUCCUUCUUCCCGCUCUAUUUCUCUUCUCGAUUUAUCUUCUGUGCAUGGAACAUGGGUGUGUGGUAGAAAGCUUGAACAUGGUGUGAGCGUUGAUUUGAAGGAAGGUGAUACCUUUCAGCUUGGGAGUUCAAGUAGGGUUUAUCUUCUUCAAUUUGUAUCUCAAUUCGAUGAUGUGGAUGCAUUAAAGAACAUUGGUUCUUUAGGUUGUGAUGAUAAAAGGAAGGACCAGUCUAAUGAUGAAACAUUUGAAGAUGAAAAUGAUUCUUUUGGAACUGAGACAUCAUGUUGUAAUGGUGAAAAUAAACUCUGUGGAUGUCACUUCUGUUUGCUAUCACCACCUUACACACAAUCAGUUGACGAAACUGAUAACAUACAGAUGGGUGAAGCUUGUCCCGAAGUGGAGAUGCCGGGAGAGACUAACUUGUUUUGCACAUUGAGGGAAUGUUUUCAACAAAACAUAUGUAUUCCAGUUGCGGAAGCAGUCCAAGGCUCCAAAUUGCACCAACAAUCUUCUGCGGAAAAGCAGUUGAUUGAUCCUGAAUCAUCUUUUGGGGAAAAAGGCGACGGUGCUGUGGAUGAGGUGCCUAAAGAAUCUGAAUUUGAAGGCACAUUCGAAUAUAUUGUAACUACUGGAGGAAGAGUCUUUAAUUCUGAGGACAUGCCUUGUUCUGAAUCUCAUCAAACCAAUACUAAUGAGGAAGUAUCUGUGGAUUCACUCUCUGAUGGAGAAAAACAAGGUAGUUGCGGUGAAGAGUAUGAGUCAGAGUUGCAGAAUCUGAAUGCUAAUUCUUGUCACAAGCAACAGUAUUCACCGGAUGAAAUAGUUGAAGAUAUUGGAAAGCAAUGCAUUGAAAAUAUGGAUCCUGCAUCUUCUGAAGAAAAUGGUGUAGCUGCAUUAAGUGUAACACCAAAAGAACACAAAUUAGAAUUCUUCUCUGAAGAAAAUGAUAUGAUUGACGAUGUUUUAUCUAGUGUGGCAAGAUUUUUCAAUUCUGAAAACACAUCUUCACUAGUUAAAGAAACAAUUCAUCAUGUAACCAAUUUUCAACAAAUCAAUACUGUUGAAGAAGUUGCUGCUGUUGAUUCGUUAUCGGAUGAAGAAAAGGAAAAUAAAUGUGACGUGGAGUUCAAGGCAUACCUCAAUAUCAAACCUUGUGAUGAAGAAGGUAACUCACUGGUUGAAACAGUUGAAGAAACUGUGAAAUCCUUUCAGACAGAGUCAGUUAAUCCUUUAUCCGUAAACACAUAUUCACUAGUUGAAGAUUCAAUUCCUGUAACCAAUUUUCAACUAAUCAAUAUUGUUGACGAAGUUGCUACUGUUGAUUCGUUAUCGGAUGAAGAAAAGGAAAAUGAAUGUGAUGAGGAGUUCAAGGCAUACCUCUAUGUCAAACCUUGUGAUGAAGGUAGCUCACUGGAUGAAACAGUUGAAGAAACUGUGAAAUCCUUCCAGACAGAGUCACUUAAUCCUUCAUCCGGAAACACAUCUUCACUAGUUGAAGAAGCGAUUCCUGUAACCAAUUUUCAACUAAUCAAUAUUGUUGAAGAAGUUGCUACUGUCGAUUCGUUAUCAAAUGAAGAAAAGGAAAAUGAAUGUGAUGAGGAGUUCAAGGCAUACCUCUAUGUCAAACCUUGUGAUGAAGAAGGUAACUCACUAGAUGAAACAGUUGAAGAAACUGUGAAAUCCUUUCAGACAGAGUCACUUAAUCCUUCAGUGACUCAGGAAACUGAUUUAGAGAUUACAGAGAAGAAAGAGAAUCAAACCCUGCAAUCUCUCGUUGCUGUGGCUGGAUGCUUUGAUGUGAAAUUCCAUGAAAACUGUGUAGAAGAAUCAGUAGAGGGAAGCUUAACCCUUGGUAGUGAUAUUUUGUCAAGAAGAGAUAAGGCUGCGAGUGCACCUCAGGAUCGAACUCGGAAGAGCAGAUUAUUGAACACACCUGAUGUUGACACUAAAUUUGUAAUGAGUAAUUUGAAGGAUAUCAAUAUCAUAAAUAAACCAAUGCCACAGAAUAUUUUCUCUGACUUGGAUGAAGAAGAAAUGUUCACUCCAAAUAAGGAAAACUCAAGCCCCACAAAUACCUUUCACUCGCAGUUUAUGAGAAAGAAAGGUGUGCUAGAAGAAAGUAAAAGUUCCAAGUCACAAAGGGCACAUAAUUUGAAGGCUAGUUUUAGUUCCAUCAUCUAUUCAGCUGAAAGAUGUACAAGUGCAAUUUCAAACAAAGAGAACCAGACUCCGAAGUCACAAAGGGCGCAUAAUUUGAAGGCUAGUUUUAGUCCCAUCAUCUAUUCAGCUGAAAGAAGUACAAGUGCAAUUUCAAACAAAGAGAACCUGACUCCAAGAGAAGCACGUGAAUGGAAGUCACAAAGAUCACAUAACUUGAGGGCUAGUUUUAGUCCCAUCAUCUAUUCAGCUGAAAGAAGUGCAAGUGCAAUUUCAAACAAAGAGAACCUGACUCCAAAAGAAGCACUAGAAUGGAUGUCAGGUAGAAAUCCUCUUGAGUGUCGCAAUACUAUGGAAUUAAGAAAGAAGAGAGUGGAACGGAUGCCCUUACAAUCACUAAUCAGUUCUGGAGGCAAUCACAAUUCGAAUUCUAGUCCUUUUUCUUCUAGUCCUUUUUCAGCUGCAAAAUCCAUUCUUGGUGUCACUGUCAGAUCCAGCAAUUGUGGACAUAUUUCAGACAAGCAUGCCCAGCCAUCUCGUAUUAGUGCAGAACGAAAGAGGAGCUGGGACUUGGUUGUAGACACUUCUUCUCUUCUGAAUAAGGAGUCAAGAAAGGCUUUGCAGCUUCUACAAGGUCUCAAGAGGACUCGUUUAAUCAUUCCACAAUCAGUCAUAAGAGAAUUGGGAAGCAUGAAGCAACAAAUUGGAAUUUUUAGAAGGAUUUCAGAGGCUGCUUUGGCCUUGGAAUGGAUUGAAGAAUGCAUAGGGAAGACAAAGUGGUGGAUUCAUAUCCAAAGCUCAAUGGAGGAUGAAUUCAGGCUAAUUGCUCCAACACCUCCUACUCAGUUUAAUGAAGAUGUCCUUGAUUGUGCCCUUCAAUAUAGAAGAAAAGAUAAUGUUGGACAAAUUGUCCUUCUUAGUGAUGACGUCAACUUGAAAAUCAAAUCCAUGGCAAAGGGGUUGCUAUCUGAGACAGUGCAGCAAUUUCGUCAGAGUUUAGUGAACCCUUUCUCUGAGAGGUUUAUGUGGGCCAACAGCUCUCCUCGAGGACUGACUUGGUCUUGCCGAGAUGAUGUGGUUUUAAGGGAGAAAUAUUGCUGUUUGCCAUCAAAGGCUGGUUUGAAGCUGCUUGCUACUUAAAAAAUUAUGUACUAGCAUGUUUAAUCUCUUAAACCAAUUAGUCUUAGUUUUCAUUUUUUUCGAGCUACUACUCUUGAACUCCUUUCAAGUUUUAACCUCCCUGCAUCCAAUGUUUUUUAUUUUCAUUUUAUGUUCAAUGAAAAUGAUGCCUUACAUUAGCACAUUCAAUAAGAUGAAUGGCAGAUGCCUAUUUUUGUAUUAGAAAAUGGUGCUUUAAAUGGUUA
Molecule: messenger RNA, 3845 nt
Organism: Medicago truncatula (barrel medic)
Lineage: Eukaryota; Viridiplantae; Streptophyta; Magnoliopsida; Fabales; Fabaceae
Product: FHA domain-containing protein PS1
Exons: 6
Coding region: 88-3621 (1177 amino acids)
Cellular component (GO): nuclear membrane
Molecular function (GO): protein binding
Source: RefSeq, a predicted model, not a curated record